AAUGCAGCAGUUGGCGGAGGAGAAGUUUGUUAAUCUGUUGGACGAGAGGAGAAAGGACUGCGAUAUCGUAUGGGUGUCGCGUUCUAUGACACCCUUGGCUCCUCACAAAUUGCCAUCAGAGCUCGUUUAUACAAGGAAGCAGGCUCUUAACGCAGCUUUAUCGGAUCCCAAGGUCCUGGGGAUAGUUUCAGUAGUAGCGAAGAGUAGAGGCAUACCAGCGUCGACGGUAUUGGCAGAAGCUAAGACUAUGCUUCAAGAGAUGGCGAGUAAAGCGCAUAUGCCAACAGUCAGAUGGCUGGGCUUAAUUAUAACAAAAGUCAUGAAGAGAAUCCUUAUAAGUAUAAAAUUAAACGAGAGUUAUAUUUAUAGAAUUAAGAACCAAAUGUGUGCUUCUAGUAUCCAAUACGUUUAUACACCAACACAUAGAAGCUAUUUAGAUUUUAUUUUACUUUCGUAUAUUCUUUUUUCAUACGACAUGGCAUUACCAAAUAUUGCGAGUGGAAUGGAUUUCUAUCAAAUGAGAAUCGUCGGAGAAUUAUUAAGACAAACGGGAGCCUUUUAUAUGAGACGAAGUUUUGCCUCCGAUCCUCUGUAUAAGGAAAUAUUUCGAGCUUACGUUGGCUCGUUGGUUGCUCACAGCAACAGAGCCAUAGAGUUUUUCAUCGAAGGCACGAGAAGUCGAAGCCAGAAAACUUUAUUACCAAAAUUUGGUUUACUGUCUACAAUGUUGGAAGUUCAAUUACAGAGCAAAGUGAUCGAUAUUCAAUUCAUUCCAAUAAGUAUUUCAUACGACAAGCCACUCGAGGAAUUGCUAUUUGUCUACGAGCUUCUAGGAGUACCAAAGCCGGUUGAAAGUACUACAGGAUUAUUCCAGUCACUCUCUAUACUACGAGAACCAAUGUCACACGGUCAUGUCUAUUUGAAUAUUGCACCACCCAUAUCAGCACGCGAUUAUGUGGAUAUGGAAAUUCGAAAAGCAUGUUCAUUAUCACCGAAUGCAAAGUUGCCCAUUCAAAUAGUGAAAAAUGUUGCCUACGCCAUUAUUAAUUGCCAUAAGCGCAACACCAUACUAACUCCAUUCAAUCUCAUUUCCUUACUUUACAACGAACGAAUGUAUUCUCAUCCCAAUGAUUGUUAUUCCUUGGACGAUUUGCUUCGUGAUUAUAAAUGGCUAAAAAAGAUUUUCGUCGAGAAAUUUGAAGUGUCGGUGAAUCCCGUAGUUUCGCGUAAUUCAAAGGCAAAUAGCGAGACACACGACGACUUGGAGAAACAGGAAGUUUUCGAGUCAUUGCAAACGCAUAAAAAUUUAAUGGAACUGAAUUCCGAGCAGAAAUUGAAACUCAAACCCCGACAUAAUAAUGUUACCCAGUUAAAAAAUGUCAGGGGAUUUUUACUUAAACAAGAAACUUUGAACAUUGCUGUACCAGCUGUCAACUUAAUGAUAUAUGUUAAUCCUGUUUUUGCGCACCUGGCAAAACCAGCGAUAGCAGCUUUAUGUAUCAAUCGCUCGUCCAGAGAAAAUGCAGCUAAACGCUAUUUAUUAUUAAGAUCUUUAUUCAGUAUAGAAUUUGCUUUAGUACCUGAUUUGACUCAAUUAGAAUUGCUAAGAGAAUGGGAAGAAAUUAUUGAAUUUUUAUCAAAAGAAAUUAGUGAUAUCGGAUUACACUCCAUUUUAUGUAAUUUAGUUAUACCAUUUGUUUCUAGUUUAUACGUCAUUUGUAAAAUUUUUUUAGAGUGGAAAAGUUCGUUACAGUGUGUGGAAAAAAAUAUUCUUAAAGAAUGCCAAAGACUCGUGGAAGAAUUGUUAUACGAAGAAAUGUCAUUAAUCAAUCAUCCGUACUCGCUCACCUUAGAUACAUAUGCAUCUUUACUAUCUAGUCUUGUUAAAAGAGAAAAUAUUGUUUUAGAUAAAAGUGGAGUUUAUACACCUAAUAAUAUUACUGAUCUCCAGGACAUACUUGUUGAUUUAGAGGAUAUUUUAAAACAAUCUUAUGUGAAUGUGUUUUCCUCUUUCAGUCCAGAGGAAAUACCAAAUCUCCAAGCUAAACUAUAGUCAUAAUAAA
Molecule: messenger RNA, 2063 nt
Organism: Ceratosolen solmsi marchali
Lineage: Eukaryota; Metazoa; Arthropoda; Insecta; Hymenoptera; Agaonidae
Gene: Dhap-at
Product: dihydroxyacetone phosphate acyltransferase
Exons: 6
Coding region: 2-2053 (683 amino acids)
Biological process (GO): fatty acid metabolic process; ether lipid biosynthetic process; phospholipid biosynthetic process
Cellular component (GO): peroxisomal membrane; mitochondrial membrane
Molecular function (GO): glycerol-3-phosphate O-acyltransferase activity; glycerone-phosphate O-acyltransferase activity
Source: RefSeq, a predicted model, not a curated record